Salvia splendens (bonfire salvia) is the source of this 3974-nucleotide messenger RNA. Its product is annotated as receptor-like protein kinase FERONIA. The transcript has 6 exons. Gene Ontology annotation, molecular function: protein kinase activity; ATP binding. Lineage: Eukaryota; Viridiplantae; Streptophyta; Magnoliopsida; Lamiales; Lamiaceae. Gene Ontology annotation, biological process: protein phosphorylation. The coding region runs from base 180 to 3734 and encodes 1184 amino acids. The record is from RefSeq and is a predicted model, not a curated record.
UGUUACUGAUGAAGCUACCAUGAAUAUUCACAUUGGUUAGGUGGUCAAAGACUCAAAAGUUAUGAAUGUGAGGCUGAAAUCUGUUGAAUUUUAUUUUCACUUCGAUCAUUUCCACCAAAAAAAAAGAUCAAUCUCAUCUCCGAUCACAUGUUUGAUUCAAACUACUAUUACAAUUCUGAAUGAGAAUCGCGAUUCUCUGCUUCCUCUUCACUCUCACCGGCGCCGCACACCAUCCCGAUCGCAUUUCCAUCAACUGCGGCGGCGGAGCCGCCGUCGUCAGCGGCAGAAAAUGGAGCGGAGACGCUGCAUCCAAAGGCUCCUCAUCUGUCAAGCGAGAGCUGAUCACAGCCGCCGAUCCAGUUCCCUACAGCUCCGCGCGAAUUUCUCGCUCCCAAUUUUCCUACUCCUUUCACCUCACACCAGGUCAGAAAUUCCUCCGCCUUCACUUCAAUCCUAUGCCGUACUUCCAAAGCUCCGACGAUCUCUUCACCGUGGAAGCUGGUGCUUUCACGCUGCUAGCUAAUUUCAGUGCUUCGAUUACUGCUCGCGCUCUAUCUCUCAGUGUUUUCUCUAAGGAAUUCUGCAUAAUUGUACAUGAUAAUCAGCCCUUAAGCUUAGUCUUCUCUCCCGAAACUGAGUAUAACUACGCUUUCAUUAAUGGAAUUGAGAUUAUAUCAGUACCUCCCACUGUUGCUUACUGUCAUGGUGGGGAUUCCGGAGUUAAUGUGCUUGGGCAAAAGUCUGUGAUCUAUGUCGACAACACUACUGCGCUUGAGAGGGUUUAUCACCAGAAUUUGAAUUGGGGAUGGGGCGAUGUUGGCGGAAUGUUUGGGGUUUGGGCAUCGGAUGUUGGGAAGAAGGGUGGUAAUUUUAGGUGGAGAGUGAGGGUUGAUGUUGGAUUUAGGUAUUUGAUUAGGUUACAUUUGUGUGAGGCUGUGAUGAAGAUGGAUUUCACCCUUGUUAUUGAUGACAUGGUUGCUUUGAGUGGCGCUGAUUUGCUCCGGGAAGGGGGGAAUCAGAGCUUGCUUUGGUAUAACUAUGUGGUGAUGGUGGAAGGGCACAAACGUGAGGGUACGCGUGAUAUCUCUGUUUCUCUCGUCUCUCAACACACGCCGCUUCAAGGAUUUGAAGUGUUCAAGCUAAGCAACCAUGACCGAAGUCUUGCUAGCCCGAAUCCUCUGCUUCCUAACCCUACAAGAGAUUCGCCAUCACAGAUUAUCCCAACUCUGGUAAAUUCUCUUCUCGGUCGCACGAAUGCUAUUGCGACUGUUGUGUUUACUGCGAUUUGCCUGCUGAAUAUCGUUGUCCAUUUGCUGCUUAAAAUGCGGGAACCUGACAUGACUGAGAUUGAGGAGGAAAGCAAGCCAUUUUCCAGAGCAAAGCGUCUCUGCCGUACGUUUUCCCUAGCUGAGAUCCAAUCUGCCACGAACAACUUUAAGAGCGGAUCUAUCGCUGGAAAGGGUGGAUUUGGUAUUGUCUAUAAAGGGUUUAUGGAUAAUGGGAGAGAGAUUGUGGCCAUAAAGCGAGCAAAACCAGAUUCCAAGCAAGGGGAGCUUCAGUUUUGGACCGAGGUGGAAACUCUUUCUGAGCUUCGACAUGUGAAUCUUGUUUCUCUUAUCGGAUACUGCAGUGAGCAAAAGGAAAUGAUACUUGUUUAUGAGUAUAUGCCCAAUGGGACAUUGGCUGACCAUCUGUACAAACUAGCCAGGAAAAACCUUGAUUUUUAUCCUCUGUCUUGGAAGGAACGACUUAAGAUCUGCAUUGGAGCCAUUCGGGCGCUAGACUACCUUCACACUGGCCAGGGGAUCAUACAUCGUGAUGUGAAGGCUUCGAAUAUCCUGCUCGAUGAGAAGUUUGUGGCUAAAGUUUCAGAUUUCGGCUUAGCUAAAGCAGGAGGUUUGAGCGAGUCACAGAGCCAAGAUAGCACGAAUCUUAAAGGCACAUUUGGAUAUAUUGACCCGAACUUUUUUACAACUCGUAAACUAACAAAAGAAAGUGACAUCUAUUCUUUUGGUGUGGUGUUGCUGGAGGUAUUGUGUGGAAAACCUGCAGUGGAGCCAUUGAAUGAUGAAGAUAAGCGUAGUCUAACUACGUGGGGCAUAGAUAACAUUAGGAAGGGACGAGUUGAUGAUAUUGUAGCUCCAAGUCUGAGAGGAGAAAUAUCACCGGAUAGCCUGGCGACAUUUUUGAAGGUUACAGAAAGAUGUUUGGACGAUGAACCAAAGAAACGACCAACAGCAGCGCUACUAGUGAUAAAACUUGUUCGUGCACUUCAGCAGCAGGAGAAGGCAGAAUCUUUAGUACAGGUAGAGAGGACUAGUGUCGAGGACGUUGUUUCGUCUGCAGAUGAAUCUCAGAAUGAGAACAUGAAUUACUUGAGUCCAAAAGAGCAAGUAGAUAAGGAGAAUGAUGAAAUAAGAAGUGUUAGUGAUGCAUUGCCAUGUAUUGAUAAGGAUAGAACUAGCUUAUCAAUUGGCUCAAGACCAAUGGCGCCUUCCUUUAGUGCGCAAACUUUUACAUCACUCCAAAGAGAACAGAGUAACAACACAAUGAUGAUUCGGGAAGAAAAAAAUGGGAAAAAAUCCAUGAUAUCUAAGAUAUCACGAAAACUUUGGCCGUGGGAUGCAUUUCGGAAAACCAGGAAAUCCUCAAACAAAGCGGACAGGGUUCACGCCUGGCAGUCAGCACCAUUGUCACGUAGGACCAUCAAUACACCAUCUGGAGGCAACACUAUUACUAAUAAGAAAAUAGGUGGAAUGAGUUCUACUCCAGCUGUAAGGAUUUUCUCUUUUAAGGAACUGAAGGCUGCCACAAGAAAUUUCCAUGGUGAUUCAGUUGUUGGAGAUGGAGGUUUUGGAACAGUUUAUAAAGGACGGAUACAUGAGAAGUCUAGUGCCAAAGAGGGAAGUGGAUCCCUAGUUGCUGUCAAGAAGUUGAAUCAUCAAAGUAUGCAGGGGUUUCAAGAGUGGCAGGCUGAGGUGCAAUUUCUUGGAAAACUAUCUCAUCCUAAUCUGGUGAAGUUAUUGGGAUACGGAUGGGAUGAUAACGAGCUUUUUAUUGUCUAUGAAUUCAUGGAGAAGGGAAGCUUAGAUACCCAUCUUUUUCAAAGUUCUCGUCCGCCACUUCCAUGGGAUAUUAGGGUUAAUAUAUUGAUUGGAGCAGCUCGCGGACUGGCAUUCUUGCAUUCUUCGGACAUCAAAAUUAUCUACAGGGACUUCAAGUCCUCAAAUAUAUUGCUUGGCAAUUCGUACCAUGCCAAGAUAUCUGACUUCGGCCUUGCAAAAACGGGUCCAGUCGCUGAUAAUACUCACGUGUCAACUCAGGUUAUGGGAACACAUGGUUAUGCCGCACCUGAGUAUGUGAUGACAGGCCACUUAACGGAAAAGAGUGACGUGUAUGGAUUUGGCGUGGUGUUACUAGAAGUGAUGGCAGGUUUGCGAGUAAUUGACAGGAGACGCAGCAGUGAGCAACAAAACUUGGUUGUCUGGAUGAUGCCGCGUUUGUCUGACCAGAGGAAGUUGAAGCAGAUAAUUGAUCCGCGUAUGGAGGGAAGAUACGCCUCCAAGUCUGCAGCGAAAGUAGCCGAGCUCGCCCUCAGCUGUCUUGAUAUGAAUCCUAAACGCAGACCCACAAUGCAGCAAGUGGUAGAGACGCUGGAAGGUGCCGCCGAGACACCAAGUCCAAGACAGCCUAGAGUUCACUUCAGUCCUCAGCCUAGGUAUUUGUCCAAAUGAUAGCUUCAGAUGAGGAUGUUUUAGCAAAGUGUAGUAAAAAGGAGGAAGAAGUAUCGAGAAGAUUCGAGGAUGAAGGUUGAACGAAGACGACGCUUGUUAAUCAGUUGGGAAGUUAUAGCUGUUAGGCGGUUAUGCUGACGUGGCAAACCGAAUUAGUUGAAAGUCGCUACUAUAGAAGAAAACGUUAGUACUACUACACGUUUUUGUGAAAUAAAAUUACUAAGUUGUUCUUCUCAUAAA